This is a messenger RNA of Setaria italica (foxtail millet), 1026 nucleotides long. RefSeq names its product probable prefoldin subunit 2. The record is from RefSeq and is a predicted model, not a curated record. Lineage: Eukaryota; Viridiplantae; Streptophyta; Magnoliopsida; Poales; Poaceae. Gene Ontology annotation, molecular function: protein folding chaperone. The transcript is spliced from 2 exons. Gene Ontology annotation, biological process: protein folding. The coding region runs from base 265 to 702 and encodes 145 amino acids. Gene Ontology annotation, cellular component: cytoplasm; prefoldin complex.
CACUCAACCCGCGUGAGUCCAUCCAGAGCGGCCCCUCUUCGGCCGCCAUCCCUUCCCCGACGGCCCGACGGAGACGCCACGCCCGAUUGCCUUCCGCGCCGCCAUCGCGCUCGCAGAGUCGCGGCCUCUCCUCCUCCGCCGACUCAGGACCGCCGCCCCUCUGGUGGACCGCGAUCCAUCCUGCCCUGGAUCGGCUCUUUCUCCCCUCCCUCCUGGUUUCAGCAUUUGUGAUAUUCUUCUGCUGCUAGCUGUAUCACAAGGAAAAUGGCAAGCAAAGCAGGUGGUGAUGGCAAAGAAGCCAUAAAUGAGCAAGUAAUCGCCAACACUUAUGCCAACAUGCGCACCGAAAUGAACCAACUCUACACCAAGAUCACGGAGCUGGAGAUGGAGGUCAGCGAGCACUCCCUUGUGAUCGGCGCGAUCGAGCCGCUGGACCCCUUGAGGCGCUGCUACAGGAUGAUUGGCGGCGUCCUGGUGGAGAGGACCAUCAAGGAGGUCCUGCCCGCGGUGAAUCGCAACAAGGAGGGCCUCGAGGAGGUGAUCGCUCGCAUGCACGAGGCACUUGAGAGGAAGAAGAAGGAGAUCACCGAGUUCGAGCUCAAGUACAAGAUCAGGAUCCGGAAGGCUGACAACGACGCUGAGGAAGGCGGGAAGAAAGAAGGCACUGCGCAGGGAGUUCUUGUUGGUCCUGCUGGGCAGUAAAGCUGAGUUAGAGAGACCUGCAUGAUUCAAGUUACUAUAUGGUGCCCAGACCGAGUUCGAGCUUAAGUACAAGAUCAGGAUUUAGAAGGCUGAUAAUGACGCCAAGGAAGGCACUGCGCAGGGCUUGUUGUCCUCCUGGGCAGUAAAACUUUGUUUAGAUAGAAUUGCAUCUUACAAGUUUUACGGUGACCAGAAUCCAAAUUGCUCUUUGCUAGAUGUGGAAUGGUGUCUGUGUGUUUGUUUGGGGGUGAUAUGCUUCUUUAGAACUGACGAUUUUGCGAAAAACAACUAGAUUAUGCUAAGAUGAGGAUCUCGUUGGGAGCC